GGGACGGGGAAGGGAGUCACAAUCUAUACCAUCGAUUCAGGCGUCAGGCAGAGCCACCAGGAAUUUCAGGCCUGGAACGGGGGCCACGGCCGCGCCUCCUAUGGGCGUAACUUUGCCGGUGGCAAGAAUGACGGGGACGCGAGCGAUUGCGACGGCCACGGCACGCACGUUGCCUCCACCGCCGCCGGCCGCACCGUGGGCGUUGCCAAAGAGGCCUCGGUCGUUGCACUGCGCGUUCUCGACUGCGCCGGCAGCGGCCGCAUCAGCGACGUGGUGGCAGCGCUGGACUGGCUGGCGGCCAACCACGCAUCGCCGGCGAUAGCGACCCUUUCCCUAGGGGUUCCCGAGGGGAAAUGGUCCAAUGCGCUCAGUGACACUGUGAAGACACUGAUUGAGGAUCACUCGGUGACAGUGGUGGUGGCGGCAGGGAACUCAGCGGUAGACAGCUGCCUGAUGUCACCCGGCAACGUCAACGGCACGCUCAAUGUGGCGGCCUCGGACCUCGGCCCGCAGAAGUUCAACGGCCCGCAGACUUCCGCCGCUGACAGCAUCUACGAGUACAGCAACACCGGCCGCUGCAUUGACCUGUUUGCUCCGGGCGUCAACAUCCUUGCAGCCUGUGGCGGCAGCGGGCGGUGCAAGCAGCUGAAUGAUAGCUCGUACGCAUGGGCAUCGGGCACUUCCAUGGCGGUUCCCCACGCGGCCGGUGUGGCAGCCAUCUACCUGUCAGACCACCCAAGCGCAACACCCGAGCAGGUGAUCAAGGCCAUCAUAAGUGUGGCUGGCCAGGGCCGCAUCAAGUCAUCUGCUCUGCUACCGGGCACUCCAAAUCUGCUGCUGAGCUCUGACCUGUACGGAGACUACCGCUCUCGAGUCACCGCCGCUUCCGGCCCCUGA
This is a messenger RNA of Coccomyxa subellipsoidea C-169, 897 nucleotides long. Its product is annotated as subtilisin-like protein. Lineage: Eukaryota; Viridiplantae; Chlorophyta; Trebouxiophyceae; Coccomyxaceae. The transcript is spliced from 6 exons. Gene Ontology annotation, biological process: proteolysis. Gene Ontology annotation, cellular component: cytosol. The annotation marks the transcript as partial. Gene Ontology annotation, molecular function: tripeptidyl-peptidase activity; serine-type endopeptidase activity. The record is from RefSeq and is a predicted model, not a curated record.